Molecule: messenger RNA, 5112 nt
Organism: Dermacentor andersoni
Lineage: Eukaryota; Metazoa; Arthropoda; Arachnida; Ixodida; Ixodidae
Biological process (GO): regulation of transcription by RNA polymerase II
Molecular function (GO): DNA-binding transcription factor activity, RNA polymerase II-specific; RNA polymerase II cis-regulatory region sequence-specific DNA binding
Source: RefSeq, a predicted model, not a curated record
CAGCGCUGCGAGGAGGCGAGAGAGAGACCGGAGAAGUCUCGGGACUCUCGCGAAGCAAACAAGAAAGGGCCAUUCACGCGUCGCGGGACGCGCGGCUAACAUCUUCGGCGCAGCGGUUCGCGUGCGUGUGCGUGCGCAUGUGUGUGUGCCAUGAUUUCCUAUCUCGAGGUCGCACCGGGCAGGAAAGGUUCGAACUCGGCGCGGAACUCGUGAAGAAAGAGAGACGGAGAGUCGAUCGGCUAACAACUGUGAAAUCGCGGCGGAGCGAACGAACGGAGUACCGCUACAACCGCGCGUAAAAAAAAAAGAACUCGGGGACGAGACGACGAGGGCCCGCCUUCGGCCACGACGACGUUCGCAUGCCGGCCGCCAAUGGAGACGGCGACAGCGGUGUUAACGGAUUGCCGACCCUGUGCGGAGGAAGUUCUGUGCGAUGACGCUGUCUUCGAGGAGGACCAGAUUGUGCCCGACUGCAGCUCGCCCGUCAAGACCGUCUGUAUGUUCAACCAAGACCUAGUGCCUACUCCGCCUGCAGCGGAGAAUCGCUGGAAAGUUCAGGAAAACCUUCGGCCUGGACCGAACAACAUCGGCUGGCAAGUUACCAGGCACCGGGACCCUGCGUGGCAGAGCAGAUAUCGGGGUUCCGUCAAGCCAGACCUGGACCCGUACCUGGAGCGCGACUGGGCGCCGGUGCGGCUCUCCGACGCGGCAAGCGCCCAGCAAAAGGCUCGCCGCGAGAGCGCCUCGCAAGUGGACGAGUUCUUCGAGGUCCACCAGGUCGAGCCCGCGGAAGACGGCGGCAUGACGGCGUCGUUCGCCACCAUGUGCACUUCCCCGUACCCGCCCUACAUGGGCCGGUACACUCACGCGCCGCCUCACAUGCGGGCCGAGUACCGGCUCUACCAUAUGGCUGUGUCCAAGUCCGAGGACAACGUUUUCGCUAAACCCAACCCUCCCCAGCCGCAGCAGCCGCAGCAGCAGCAACCGCUGAGGCAGCAGCAGCAGCAACAACAACAACAACAGCAACAACAGCAACAACAUCUUCACCACCAGCCGCCUUCCGCGCCGCCGAUGGCCGACUCCUUUAACAUAAUCUGGGAAGACAUCACGGCGAGCAUGAACGCCCGCGAGCCGGACACCUCGGCAACGGCUCCGCCGCCUCAGUCGAGCUCGGUGGACAUGGUGCCCGUCGUGAAGAGCGAGGGACCCGUGCUCGCGCCCUGCCAGUACGGACCCGUCAUCAAGCAAGAGCUCGAGGCGUCGUGCUACCCUGGCGGUGGCUACUCGCCGCAGGCCGGUGCCGCGGCACCCCCGACCAACUUCAAGUUCAUGGUCGGGGGACCGCACUUCUCGAUGGCGCGAGUGUCGUACAUGCCUCCGACGCCUCCGAACUCUGAGCCCGGAAGCCCGGCCACCGACGGGGGUCCGUUGAACGGGUCGGCGUCGACGCGGAGGACGCCGCCGCCGCCGUACCCGGCCGAGAGCCAACCGUCGAUGCCCUCCGGACAGAGACCCACGCCCUCCGGCACCAGGUACAACAAGCGAAACAACCCCGAGCUGGAGAAGCGACGGAUCCACCACUGCGAGUACGAAGGUUGCUCCAAGGUGUACACCAAAAGCUCCCACCUAAAGGCCCAUCAAAGGAUACACACUGGAGAGAAGCCCUACCACUGCCACUGGCACGGCUGCGACUGGCGCUUCGCGCGCUCCGACGAGCUGACUCGCCAUUACCGGAAGCACACGGGCUGCAAGCCGUUCAAGUGCCGCAUCUGCGAGCGCACUUUCGCCCGAUCUGACCACUUGGCGCUGCACAUGAAGAGGCACCAGCCCAAGGUCAAGUGACCUUGAACUAGGUCAAAUGACCUCGGUGCGCGCGCGCACCCCCAAGAACUUGGUGUCGACUGCAUAGCCGGCAGAAAAAACAAGUGAAACUGUGCUACGCCGCCCGGACGCGCGGUUUGGUCCGGGCGUGCCCGGCGCCUGCUUGCGGAGCCUCACGUUCAGCGUCGCGUGCCAAAGCCGCCACGAGCACUUUUGUGAACUCUUGACACGUGCCUUUCCUGAUGGACCUGUUGACAAUCAGUGCUGCGUUCGAUACACCAGAACACUUUGCGUUUGCUCGGAUGUGGUCGCGCGUAUGCCUCUCGGACGACACUGGUGGUCGUGGUGAUUGUGCCGCCUCGCGGAACGGACAAAGAGGAACUGUACUCCAUUAUGUACAUAGCAAGCAACGCUGUGCAACCUACGCAACUACGCGCGGUUAUCGAACUCUUACUCCGCGCGUUUCGCAGUGAAGUUGUCUUUGAUGUGCUUCCUUCUUACGGGGGCGUAAAAAAGAAAAAGAAAGAAAAAAAAAAAGAACACCUCGCACAGUAUUACGACCACAACUUGCAGAGGAGAGUUUAAGCCAAAGUGCGUAUUAUUCGUGCGCUUUCGCGCUUCCAGUACAUGCCACCCAGAGGCUAUGGCGUUGCGCUGUUGAGAUUUCCAGUUCGCGGGUUCAAUCCCGGCAUUGAUUGACGGCCGCAUUUCCCUGCCGGCGGAAUGGCUGAACGCUCAUGCACCGUGUAUCGAGCGCGCGUUAAAAAAGCCCGAGGUGAUCAAAAUCAAUCCGCAGUCUUCCACCCCCUACGCCGUGCCUCAAUUACCCGAUUCGUGGUUUUGACUCCUAGAACCCCGGAAUUCUCCCCCCCCCCCCCCAAAAAAAAAAAAAAUAUGUGGCGUACUGUGUUGUGGUCGCGAGCUCGAAAGAUUGGCUGCUGGUUGCACAAGCCUGUCGCUCCGCUCAUUUUGCUCUAAAUCAGUUCGGAUCUCCGAGGCAUACUAUGUAUUAAAUACGUCAUAUUUUUAUCCGCAAAAGUAUGACCUAGCUUUUAACUCUUUUUAUCUCUAUUUCUUACUCAACGCACAAUUUUUUUUUUUUUUGGUCGCAGAUGGAAAGAGGGAAGUCUAUCUCUAGGCGCCGUAGCGUUGCUUGCUAUGUACGAAACGCAGUAUGAAGCUCGUCAGUUGGAGAAAAGUUGUUCCUGCCGUGGUUGCCCCCCCCCCCACCGCGCCCUGGGCGUCAGCCUUUCCUGAGAAUUCAUCAAGUGCCAUUACGUCGGUUGUUUCGUCGCACCGCGCGAGUUGCGUUUCGAGAAGAGCGCAGCGCUGCGGUUGUACCACGCGAGAUGACGGACGUGCGUUAAACCUACCCCCCCCCCCCCAAACCCCCUUCGUGGUUGUAAUCAGUGUUUCGCGUCCUUUUAAUCUAUGUUGCUCUUUAUUGUUGGUUUUUUGUUGUUGAAAUAAGUCGCUUAAUGCGUUCGAUGCGAAUCACCCCCCUCCCUCCUUUUUUUUUCUUCUCAUUCGCGUGCGAAUGGUCGUUCGAGGCUAAUCACACGUUCAAGGAAGAAGAUGAAGAAGCACGCUUCAGACACUGCUUGUGAGAAUCUGUAAUAUUUUUAGGCGUGCAGAAUCCUUGCAGCUUCGGUGAUGAGCCUCCACUAAAGUUUUCGAAGAAAGUGGACCAAGAUCUGAGGAGUUCAUUAACGAUGGCGAAUUUCUAGUUCGCCUGAGGGAAAUACAGUGGAAUAAAGUAAACAAAAAAGCGGCCCAAAAUGUUCCGAGCGCGCCUGAUAGCGUGUUUUUCUAUAAUUCUAUAGAUGGUGAUGUUGAGCAAGUGUCCGUAAAUGUUGCAUGUUUUGACUCCUAUGAAUUUACAGCCGCGGCUCUCUUACCCGCUUUUACAAACAAGUGAUCUAUUUAUGAAUUUUUUUAUUCGUGCCAUACAGGGCAAAGUUGUUUGCCAGCCUGAUAUUAAUUUAUUCCUUGCUUGACAUUGCAAUGUGCGAAAAAAAAAGUUUUUUUUUGUCUGCAUCUGUCACCGAAUAUAAUCGAAAGUCAUCGAGAGAAGAGUCAUGUUUUUACCUGUGACGUACGUCUCCAUAGCAUGGUAACAGUCGUCCUGCCUUUCCACCAAUCGAGAUCGAUUUAUCUGCCGGUAUUGGAAGCGUUAGCGACUUUCGUAGCCGACUUUUCGACAGCAUUCAGUCGCCUAAAGAAUAGACAGAAUCAACAUGAGUAAUUGAACAAAUAAAGGCACACACGUACAUGCAUGCAAGGUAGACCACUUAGCGUCGACAGCUUCGAAUUCGAUUAACAAUGUAGCAGGUCCGAUGGGAAACUAAGUACAAUGUGCACCUGAGUUUUCUGGCAAUGAAACCAAGCUAUCGAAGGAAAAAAUGAAAUACCAACCCUUAAUUUGGCUGUAUAAUGCUAUGGAGAAGUCAAAAUCUACCCUGUAUCCUUUCUAUAUUGUAUUCGUCGACAAGUGGGAAAUCUUCAUUUUAUUUGGCGUGGUCUUUACGGCUGUCAAAAAAAAAAAAAGACAUAGAGCCAGAGAAUACAUUUUCAACCUUUAUCGAAACUGGUGCCUUUUUUAAACGUGGCACAAGCUGCCUUACAAAAAGACAAAAAAAAAAAAAAACGUACCCGUUUAGCCGUGGCCUUUCUUACCCCGCGCACGGCAAGUAAGGAGCACGCAGUAGAUCUAUGAAGUGACCUGCGAAACUUGUCAUGCGGUGACGCAAAUUACUAACGCUGUACUUUCCUGUUAUCCACCAUCGUGCCUGAAUGUUCUUUUAUCAUUGUAAUUUAAUUCUCAUCUCUCGUUAAACGCGCUUAAAAGAGGAGGAAACGACGAGAACACCACAACUGGUCUGUUCCGCUGAGCACGUCAUUCCUGGACACGCCGUACACACCCGUGGCAUGCUGGGAAGCGGCGCGGACCGUUUCCUCGAAAGUGCUCAAAGCGACCGGUGGUCGGAAGGUCUCCCCAUUUGUUCCUGAUGCUCAAUUUGUUCUUUUGUGCCAUACGUCUUAUACUGUACAUAGGUUCGCAGAUUAGAGCAGAGACCAUUGCGCACAAGGCUGGGACGGUCAGCGAAGGCAGUGAUGCGCGACCACGAAGAAAAAUGUGGGCACCACUGCGUUGGCCACACUAACUCCGCUCUUGGCGACAAGUGUCAUGUUCGAAUAUUUGUUCGCCUCUCGAGGCGCAUAUUGUCGCGAGUGCUGUAAAAUAUGGCUUUACCCUGCGAGUGAAAUAAACCAAAAGUGCCAUUUUUUUUU